AUGAAGCCCACUCAACACCUCCUCGUCGCCCUCGCGGCUUUCUUCGUCGUUGGCCUUGCGGUCCCGCUUCCAGGUGAUGUCAUCCUUGACGCGCCCUAUAAGGCGAAGCCGUACAAGACUGAAGUCGACCAGCAGGCUGCGGUCAAGCGUGACGACACUCUCAUCGACGCACCCGACGCGCAGAAGCCAUACAAGGACGAGGUCGACCAGCACGCAGCGGCCAAGCGCGACGACAUCCGCGCCCGAUAA
This is a messenger RNA of Anthostomella pinea, 249 nucleotides long. NCBI's taxonomy places the organism in Eukaryota, Fungi, Ascomycota, Sordariomycetes, Xylariales, Xylariaceae. The record is from the annotation of a GenBank genome assembly.